AUCAUCGCGUACUGUGGUCAAACCGAAACUGUGAAAAUCGGGUUGUUGUUUCUUUGUCAUCCUGUUAUACGUUUUUUUUUCUUUUUGUAAAUGCUUGGUCAACAGAGCGGACGAGUACGUCAAUUAAAACGCGCAGGAUAAUUAUUUUUGAACACCCGUUACAACGGAGAACGAAAAUUUCUCAUCGCAGUCUUGAAAUAUUCUUCAUAGCGUUAAAAUGUUUUGCAUUAAAGUGAUCCUACAAUUUGUCUUAAUCUUAAUCAUUUUCGAUUCGAUUGUUUAUACCAAAGCGAAUGGAAUGCUUGAUAAAAUCAAAACUGGUUUACGAUAUGCUAACGAUUAUCUGGAAAUUGUUAAAGACGUUACCAAUCUCGUAUCUAAAAGUUUCAAUUCAGAUGAUAAAAGAUACACGUCAAAACGCGGAGAUCCGGAAGAAGAUGAACCAAACAAAAAUCAAGAUUUUCGACCGACCAAUUUGAUAUCGGCAUUUUUCAGAUUAUUCGGUCUUGAUUCGCAAAAGAUUGCAGCCAUUGCCGUUAACAGUGUAAUUUUUCUAGCACAAAUGAUCAGUUCACUGUUCGACUUACCACCAGUGAAAACCGACAAAGUUGAUCGAUCCGUCGAAGAUGAAUCUAACGAUGAAUCAACCCCCCCCUGGGAUCCAUUGAAAUUCAUUCUAGAAAAUAAAAACGAUAAAAUGAGAAUAUUGUUGGAUGAGGCACGAAACGAUGCACUUACAGAUAAAUUGAUGGACACAAUAGACGGUUUUGAUUCUGCCUGCAUAAGAUUGUUACUAUGUAAAACAUCCAUAGUGAUCAAAUCUGUUCAACAGUCAUUGAAGAACAAGAAGUCAAAUGGUAUUGGUUCGUUUACAGCUUGGUUUCCGUCUAAAGAAGACUUCGAGAGGAACUCCGAUGAGUGUGAGGACAAAUACACAGAUUGUAGAUUAUUUCCGGAAUCAUGAGUUCAAGGAAUAUAUCAGGAUAGAAAGAGAAAGAGAAAGAAACAUAUGAUCUAAAGAUAUCCGAUGAAAUAAAACCCUCAAACAAUGUGAUCUAUUAAUAUUAUUAUUAUUGUUAUUUAUUUAUUUAUAUAUAGAUUUUUUUUUCUUUUCGAUUCUUUUCUUUUCUUUACUUCAAUUUCUUUUACGGACGCUAAUGUUUCGUAUUUUUCACUUUGUACAGAAUUAUUUUUUUCAUCCAUUCAAUUUCGCAAUAAAUUAGUCGCAUUUUAAAAACUUUUCUCUUAUACUGUUAUCAAAUUUUCGUCCAUACAAACAAUAUUAAUGUUUUCUUUUCCUUUUUGUUUUUUUAAGUUAAAAUGAAGUACAAUAAUUAUUUCAGUAAUUAUGACAGCCUCUAUGUAAAUCCAUAAAUAAAAGAACAUUAUUUUAAUGAUACAUUUCCUAUUAGAGUUUUAAGAAUGAA
Messenger RNA from Polistes canadensis, 1427 nucleotides. RefSeq lists its product as uncharacterized. Lineage: Eukaryota; Metazoa; Arthropoda; Insecta; Hymenoptera; Vespidae. The record is from RefSeq and is a predicted model, not a curated record. The coding region runs from base 218 to 964 and encodes 248 amino acids. The transcript is spliced from 4 exons.